Gigantopelta aegis is the source of this 510-nucleotide messenger RNA. RefSeq names its product RNA-binding protein with serine-rich domain 1-like. The record is from RefSeq and is a predicted model, not a curated record. The transcript has 2 exons. Bases 1 to 510 code for a protein of 169 amino acids. NCBI's taxonomy places the organism in Eukaryota, Metazoa, Mollusca, Gastropoda, Neomphalida, Peltospiridae.
AUGAACACUAGCUCCGGCUCCAGCUCUGGCUCCGGCUCUGGCUCCGGCUCCUCUGACUCCUCUGGCUCCUCUGGCUCCGGCUCUGGCUCCAGCUUUGGCUUAUCUGGCUCCUUUGGCUCCUCUAGCUCCGGCUCUGGCUCCAGCUCCUAUGGCUUCUGCUUUCUUAGUCCAUCCCUUCACCAUGAUCGUGUCGGGACCCACGUCGUGUGGAAAGACUUCUUUGAGGAAGAGGAAGACCAGGAAGAGGAACCUUCGUCGCUCCAACCCCCAGGACCUGUGAAACCAGCACAGCCAGCUGUUGCAGAUUUAUCUCAUCAGACGGAGUUCUUGGAUUCAACGCCGCCGAUGUUGGACACAGCGAUGUGUGAGAAUCCACAGCCGGCGACUCCUGUUCCAGCCCCCAGGGCAGCUCCGGUGCAGUGGUCAAUUAUACGGACUGCUCCUGUCGAGCCGCCUAGAAUCCCUAUUGUUGCAGCUGCAACAGAAAAGAGGAAGGCGAAAUCACAUUGA